AUGGCUAAAUUUAUCAUUGAUAAAGAGUUCUUUGGCAAUGAAGCAAAAAUCAUUAAAUUCACCAAGCUGGAGUGCAAGGACUAUGACAAAUCCUUUAUCCAGUUCAAGCAAUGCCAAUUGAAGGCGGUGGGACGCAAUCGCAUUGCCUUGCAAUUGCAUGGUGAUUUGAAGAAGAACAUCGACGAAGAGCUUACAAUCAAUGCAGAACUAUUUAGGAAAAGUCAUGAUUUCCGUCCAUUCAUGUACAAUGACACCAUGGAGUUUUGCAGCUUUGUAAGAAAUCCCAAUCGCUACAUGUUUUGGAAGAUCUUGGUGCAGGAUAUGAUACAGUUUACAAAUAUCAACCACACCUGUCCCUAUGAGAACGAGAUCAUCAUCAAGGAUCUUAUUUUGGAGGAGAACAUGUUCAAAACCUUACCCUUUCCCGGCAAUGACUACAUGGUUCAUGUGAAGGCUAUCCUGCAGAAUGAAAUCAAGGCGGAACUUAAGGUCUAUGUGGUGUUGAUUGAGUGAAAGAGUUUUGUGGGGCGCACUCCCCCUACCGAAAAACUCUGCUGUUGCUGUAAUUA
Stomoxys calcitrans (stable fly) is the source of this 569-nucleotide messenger RNA. RefSeq lists its product as uncharacterized. NCBI's taxonomy places the organism in Eukaryota, Metazoa, Arthropoda, Insecta, Diptera, Muscidae. Bases 1 to 513 code for a protein of 170 amino acids. The transcript has 4 exons. The record is from RefSeq and is a predicted model, not a curated record.